Gloeophyllum trabeum ATCC 11539 is the source of this 1259-nucleotide messenger RNA. RefSeq lists its product as uncharacterized. The record is from RefSeq and is a predicted model, not a curated record. NCBI's taxonomy places the organism in Eukaryota, Fungi, Basidiomycota, Agaricomycetes, Gloeophyllales, Gloeophyllaceae. The transcript is spliced from 3 exons. Bases 39 to 1259 code for a protein of 406 amino acids.
CAAAGUCGGCUUGCUAUACACCACUACCCGGCCGAUUUAUGCCUGCUUUCUUUCUACACAACCUAGCUCUGUUGUUUGCUGCUCUGUCUUGCGUGGUCUCUCUGUUCUUCUCUUUAUUGUUAACGAGAACUCUUGCCGGUCGCACUCUCCGAGUGAGUCGAAUUCGACUCCACCUGAGACCCUCACUAUCCAUCCAUGUCGAUGGCUUCUACUACUCGCACCGAACGAGCAUCCCAAGACCAGACCUCAAGUUGCCCAACCAGCCAUUCACGCUCAAAGCUGCACAAGUAGUGCUGAGAUUCCGCGUACCUCGACCAUCGUAUCCCGCAUGGGCAACCCUCACCAUCAAAGACAUCUUCCACGCAUCCCCACAAGCCAGUGCCUCCGUCGAGCGCGCCCUCCUGACCCUCUGGCUGUUCCCGUACGCAUUCCGAUUCACCGCAGGCACCUACGUCAACGUCCAGCUCGACGACUUCCGCGUACGCGUCUUUGACAGCGAGAGCACGCCGCGCUGGGUCGAGAUCCUCCGGCGCAAUCUCAUCAUGACGAUGCUCAAGGGCGAGACCCUGCGCCUCGACGACUUCAAGACGAGCGUCCGCUUCGGCGUCCCGGACCGGUGGCAGUCGCCCGAGUCGAAGCAGCGCCAGGAGGUCGACGGGAUGAGCGGCGAGCAGGAGAUGAUGGUGACGGUGAUGGGGGAGAAGUACCAUACGAAGAAUUGGCAGGGGAGGAUAUACGCCCUCGGGAAGGUGGAUAUGCAGUGGCGGACGAGCCUGAGUAGCGAUCGGGGCAGGUUCGUGAUGGUCAUGGAGGAGGCGCGAUGGAUAAAAGUGAGGGAGACGUACGAGUUGGAGACCCCGAUCAGUACUCCUUAUCAGAUUCUGUCGUCCAUCCUCCAACUUCCCGUAACCUUAUGGCAGACGUACAACAACAUCGCCACAGCGGCGGACGUCUACAUCCCGGUCAUCAAUCUGUCGUACGAUCAGUUCCGCCUGCGAGACUCCGAGGUCGUGCACCAGAUAGGUAUCAUGGUCGAAGAAAACAUGUGGGCAAUUGGAGGCUUUCUGGAAGGUUUCGUAGGCGACCUGCUCACGAAGAGCAUACAGCCUGGAGGAGGCAAAGCUGGGGCUCUAGCGGACGAGAUAUCGGAAGGGAAAGACAGUGCAGGGCCGGAGGUUAUGCAGGAGGAGGAGAAACCCUUGGAGGAAAAGGCCGCAGACAACCAAAUUAUCAUGGAUGGCCACGCUGAAAAGGACUGA